This is a messenger RNA of Physeter macrocephalus (sperm whale), 1504 nucleotides long. RefSeq names its product RAS like proto-oncogene B (gene RALB). The transcript is spliced from 5 exons. Gene Ontology annotation, cellular component: plasma membrane. Gene Ontology annotation, molecular function: GTP binding; GDP binding; GTPase activity. Gene Ontology annotation, biological process: Ras protein signal transduction. NCBI's taxonomy places the organism in Eukaryota, Metazoa, Chordata, Mammalia, Artiodactyla, Physeteridae. The record is from RefSeq and is a predicted model, not a curated record. Bases 185 to 805 code for a protein of 206 amino acids.
UCUAGGAGGUCGUGCCCGUGGUGGGUUCACACGCUGGUGCCGAGACAGCUGCGCCCAGGCUGCUCGUGGGAGCAGAGUCCGUUCUGUGCUCGUUUUCGGGUGAAUUUUGGAAACGUUGGAACUUUGAUGUUGCUUUCAGCUCUCGUCUGGGUCCUCUGGCCGCGUUUCGCAGAACACCAGCAGAAUGGCUGCAAACAAGAGCAAGAGCCAGAGCUCCCUGGCCCUUCACAAGGUGAUCAUGGUCGGCAGCGGAGGGGUGGGCAAGUCGGCCCUGACCUUGCAGUUCAUGUACGAUGAGUUCGUGGAGGACUAUGAACCUACCAAGGCUGACAGUUACAGGAAGAAAGUGGUCCUGGAUGGGGAGGAAGUCCAGAUAGACAUCCUGGACACGGCCGGACAGGAGGACUACGCGGCCAUUCGCGACAACUACUUCCGGAGCGGGGAGGGCUUCCUCCUUGUGUUUUCCAUCACCGAGCAUGAGUCAUUCACAGCAACUGCCGAGUUCAGGGAACAGGUCCUCCGCGUUAAGGCGGGAGAAGAGAAAGUUCCGCUGCUGCUUGCGGGGAACAAGUCCGACCUGCAGGAGCGGAGGCAGGUGCCGCUGGAGGAGGCCAGGGCCAAGGCCGAGGAGUGGGGCGCGCAGUACGUGGAGACCUCGGCCAAGACGCGGGCCAACGUGGACAAGGUGUUCUUUGACCUCAUGAGAGAGAUCAGAGCAAAGAAGAUGUCAGAAAACAAAGACAAGAACGGCAAGAAAAGCAACAAGAACAAGAAAAGUUUUAAAGAAAGAUGUUGCUUACUGUGAAGGCUGAGGUGCUGGACCAAGUCGCUCACCACUAAGGACAGAGGGCAGGUUCCUCAAGCCAAGACUCCAGUCGACCUCUUGGCCUGUUCCCUGCUCUCCCCAACCUCAUUCACACACGCUUCUGUAAAUGGGGAAAAUAUUUGUGAACUGGUGGCUGGCAGAAGAAAUAAGCCCUUGACCGUGCAAUGGGACGGCUCCUCUGUUGGGAGGUUUCAGAGUUUCCUCCCUCUUUUCCUUCCUAAAAUAAGCCACGUAUGUAGUGCUAAGGCAGGCAUUAGCCAAGUGUUAAUUAAGAAGGACUGUCCUAGCUUCUUAUUUUUUCCCCAGUUUUGUAAUAUUAGCGUCUUUCGUUUUGAAAUAAAAGUGUCUUAUUUUAUUAGGUCUUGGGAGGCAAGGGUGGGGUGAGCCUCCCCCCACCCUUGUCAGCUCAGCAGUAGUUCUCAGAAACAUCCAUUAGGUUCUAAUGACGCUGGAAAAUUCGGAGAUUUUUUUGGGUCUCUUGACCAUACCCUGUGGAUAUGAAGCAGAGCUAAAAAAAUAAAGUUGAAUGGGGCCAAACAGAUCAACACCAAGCUCAGAAAUCCUUCUCAGUAUGAAAGAAGGAAGAGUUGUGCUCUUCACAGUUAAAUAUCAGCCAAUUAUAGUCUGUGUUGGCUGCUUUUCUCCUGUGGCAUCCUGAUUUUUGUGUAGGAGCUUCUU